UGUCAAAAAUUUUAAGACGUCGGCUAGUCCGAGUGUUGUUGUCAACGAAACCGUGUCAUUAUCGUAUUUUCUGCAGGAAUAUUUGCGAUCUAAUGAAGCUAGAAAAUAUGUGUCCACACAGACGGAAUAUUCUUAGGCGAUCUCAAGAUCGUAGAAAACCUGGCUCUGCAAUCACUCAAUUGUUAACAUAAUUGUCCAGUUUAGUUAGAGAUAUACUCAAACAUAACCUUUUAAAACCAGAUGCUGUAUCUGCGGAUACAUAAUUAAGGAACCAUGAAAGGACCUGCAGCAAAGCAACAGAAUAGAUGCAUUUGAGUUAUUAGAAAUGAUAAGCAUUGGGUUUUCAUUAAGUAUUUUUUGAAAAGAGAAUAUGGGCUUGUGUUGUCAUUCAAUUUAUAAACGUUGGUCAGUAUUUGCAACAGUGCUGACUUACAUAAGUUUUGUAAUGUUUGUAUGGACUAGAGUAUUGCCCCUUCGGCCUUACAAACGCUUGAACAAUCAACAAAGAAAAGACUUAAAUGCAGUCAUUAAAGAUCUCCCUGAUCAUCUUGAUGGAGUUAGAAUUGAAAGAGAUGGAGAGAUUAACAAGAAUUUUAGAAAAGAGGUGAUUCUUGGAGAAGGUGAAUUUGAACAACGUAAAGAAGAAGACCCCAAAGAAUUAUUGGAAGAUAUAUUUGUUAGGGCCGAUACCAACAAUGAUAGUUUUCUAGUCCAUUCUGAGCUUUCACGGUGGAUUGAGGCAAAAAUUAAACAGCACAUUGCCCAGGCUCAUGCUGAGAAUUAUAUUCUUUUUGCAAGUGUGGAUAUAAACCCAAGGAAUGGUCUAGUGUCUUGGGAAGAGUACCAUCAGUAUUUUCUUAGACAAAAGGGAUAUAGCAAAACCUAUGUUGAAAAUCAUGACAAACGACAUUCUGGGUUAGAUAGGAAAACCAAAGAGACCAUUAUGAGAGAUAAAGCAGCUUGGUCAGAAGCAUCACAUUUAAAUCCCAAUCAUCUCACUGUGGAUGAGUUUUUAGCUUUUCGACAUCCUGAAUCUAGUCAUGCAACUAUUUUAACAUUAGUUGAAGAACUUUUUGAUAAAUUUGAUCAAAAUGGUGAUCAAAUUUUGACUGAAGAUGAAUUUUCUCAUCUUCUAUUAGAAGGUGAUGCUGAGAAAAGUGGCGAAACCAUUAAUCAAGGAGAAGCAGAACGUCGUGCUGAAUUCAGAGCUGAAAUUGAUAAAAAUAAAGAUGGGAAAGCUGAUCGCCAUGAACUUCUGAUGUACAUUGAUCCUAUUAAUCCCAGACAUGCUAGAGAGGAAGCAGAGACCUUGAUUGCUCUUGCUGAUGUUAAUCAUGAUGGAGCCUUAUCAUUGCUGGAAGUCAUCAAUAAAAUGGACUUGUUUUUGGGUAGUAAGAUGGUUGAUACUGCCAAAAGUUUUCAUGAUGAGUUUUAAGAAGUGUCAUUCUUUAUGAUCUUACUAGUGAAAUAAUAAACUGUAAGACAAUACUACAAUACUAUAUGUAAAGGUAACUGUUUUUUGAAAAAACACAUUAUUGAUCAUUAUAUGUGUGUGUAAUUUUAUAAUUGGCCUGUAAAGCAUGUAUGGAAUAAAAGUUGACUAGAAAGGUGAAAUAA
This is a messenger RNA of Frankliniella occidentalis (western flower thrips), 1617 nucleotides long. RefSeq names its product 45 kDa calcium-binding protein (gene myd). Gene Ontology annotation, biological process: calcium-ion regulated exocytosis. Gene Ontology annotation, molecular function: calcium ion binding. The record is from RefSeq and is a predicted model, not a curated record. The transcript is spliced from 7 exons. Gene Ontology annotation, cellular component: endoplasmic reticulum. Bases 371 to 1435 code for a protein of 354 amino acids. Lineage: Eukaryota; Metazoa; Arthropoda; Insecta; Thysanoptera; Thripidae.